This is a messenger RNA of Manihot esculenta (cassava), 3125 nucleotides long. Its product is annotated as ribonucleoside-diphosphate reductase large subunit. The transcript is spliced from 17 exons. The record is from RefSeq and is a predicted model, not a curated record. NCBI's taxonomy places the organism in Eukaryota, Viridiplantae, Streptophyta, Magnoliopsida, Malpighiales, Euphorbiaceae. Gene Ontology annotation, cellular component: ribonucleoside-diphosphate reductase complex. The coding region runs from base 295 to 2727 and encodes 810 amino acids. Gene Ontology annotation, biological process: DNA replication; deoxyribonucleotide biosynthetic process. Gene Ontology annotation, molecular function: ribonucleoside-diphosphate reductase activity, thioredoxin disulfide as acceptor; ATP binding.
GUGGGGAAGGCGCUCCAAAUCCCCAACCUCCACGUACCAACAAAUAGGCGCGAAAAUUAAAAUAUCGCAGAAACUAACAAAAGACAAGAAAUUUUACUUUAAAUAUAUAUAAAAUUCAUUCAAAUUCAAACCCUUUCACUUGCCUUUGGCUUCUCUAGCACUCUUCUCCUCUUCUUCCUCUUGUUUCUCUAUAUAAGCACAAAUCAUAAACCUCCUACUACCUGUUCGAUAAAAAUCCUCAUUACCCUUUCAAACUGUUUCCAAAUUCCAUAAACUUUCUUACUCAAUCAGGCCAUGUACGUGAUAAAGCGAGAUGGGCGCCAAGAACCCGUCCAUUUCGACAAGAUAACGGCUCGGUUGAAUAAACUGAGUUAUGGGCUGAACAGUGAACACUGUGACCCUGUGCUCGUUGCUCAGAAGGUUUGUGCUGGGAUCUACAAGGGUGUCUCUACAAUCGAGCUUGAUCAGUUAGCCGCUGAGACAGCCGCUUCUAUGACUGCCAACCACCCUGAUUAUGCUCUGUUGGCUGCGAGAAUUGCACUUAGUAACCUGCAUAAGAAUACAAAGAAGUCCUUUUCAGAAACGAUCAAAAUAAUGUAUAACUAUGUUGAUAAGAGGUCUGGACAAAAGGCUUCACUUAUUGCGGAUGAUGUUUAUGAAAUAAUCAUGAAGAAUGCUGCCCUUCUAGACAGUGAGAUCAUCUAUGACAGAGAUUUUGACUAUGAUUACUUUGGCUUCAAAACUCUUGAGAGGUCCUACCUUUUAAAGGUUGAUGGGAAAAUUGUGGAAAGACCACAGCACAUGUUGAUGAGGGUUGCUGUCGGUAUUCACAAAGAGGACAUUGACUCUGCUGUCAAAACAUACCACUUGAUGUCUCAGCGCUGGUUCAUACAUGCAACCCCUACUCUUUUCAAUGCUGGAACCCCCCAGCCACAAUUGAGUAGCUGCUUUCUUGCGUGCAUGAAAGAUGAUAGCAUUGAGGGCAUAUUUGAUACUUUGAAGGAGUGUGCUGUUAUAAGCAAGGUAGCUGGAGGAAUUGGUCUUUCUGUGCAUAAUAUCCGUGCAACAGGCAGUUACAUUCGGGGGACAAAUGGGAGUUCCAAUGGCCUUGUUCCUAUGCUUCGAGUGUUUAAUGACACUGCUCGCUAUGUUGAUCAAGGAGGAGGUAGGAGGAAAGGUGCUUUUGCCAUAUAUUUGGAGCCAUGGCAUGCAGAUAUCUUUGAGUUUCUAGACCUUAAGAAAAACCAUGGAAAGGAAGAACAUCGAGCUAGAGAUUUAUUCUAUGCUCUCUGGAUUCCUGAUCUCUUUAUGGAAAGAGUCCGAGGUGAUGGCAGCUGGUCUUUGUUUUGCCCCAAUGAGGUUCCUGGUUUGGCUGAUUGUUGGGGGGAAGAAUUUGAAAAUUUGUACACCAUUUAUGAAAAUGAGGGUAAGGCAAAGAAGGUUCUUUCUGCUAGGAAACUCUGGUUUGAGAUUUUAAAUUCCCAGAUUGAAACUGGAACUCCUUACAUGCUUUAUAAGGAUUCUUGCAAUAGGAAAAGCAACCAGAAGAAUCUGGGCACUAUAAAGUCCUCAAACCUGUGCACUGAGAUCAUUGAGUUCACAAGUCCCACAGAAACUGCAGUGUGCAAUCUAGCUUCCAUUGCUCUACCGCGACAUGUCAGGGAAAGGGGGGUACCAAUUGAGGCUAACUCACCUAAGCUGGUUGGAAGUACAGAUUCAAAGAGCAGAUAUUUUGAUUUUGCAAAACUAGCAGAGGUUACUGCAACAAUUACUGCAAAUCUUAACAAGAUAAUUGAUACUAACUACUAUCCCGUUGAAACUGCAAGAAGAUCAAAUUUAAGACACAGGCCAAUUGGUAUUGGAGUUCAGGGACUUGCUGAUACUUUUAUCCUGCUUGGCAUGCCUUUUGAUUCACCAGAGGCUCAACAGCUAAACAGAGACAUAUUUGAGACUAUAUACUACCAUGCAUUGAAAUCUUCUUCUGAGUUGGCUGCAAAAGAUGGCCCAUAUGAGACAUAUCAUGGGAGCCCAGUGAGCAAGGGAAUUCUUCAGAUGGACAUGUGGGGUGUGAUGCCUUCAGACAGAUGGGAUUGGGACGCUCUUAGAGAACUGAUCUCGAAGAAUGGACUAAGAAAUUCCCUUCUUGUGGCACCAAUGCCGACUGCUUCAACAAGCCAGAUUCUUGGCAACAAUGAGUGUUUUGAGCCUUACACAUCCAAUAUCUAUAGUCGCAGAGUUUUAAGUGGUGAAUUUGUUGUGGUGAACAAACACCUCCUCCAUGACUUAACAGAGAUUGGUCUUUGGUCGCAUUCUCUUAAAAACAAGAUAAUUUAUGAGAAUGGUUCUGUUGCGAAAAUUCCCGAGAUACCUGAGCUGCUGAAAGCUAUCUACAAGACAGUGUGGGAAAUCAAGCAAAAGACAUUGGUUGAUAUGGCUGUUAGCCGGAGUUGCUACAUAGACCAGAGUCAAAGUCUGAAUAUUCACAUGGAGCAACCUGAUCUUGGGAAACUAACUUCAUUGCAUUUCUAUGCUUGGUCGAAGGGCCUGAAAACAGGGAUGUACUAUCUCAGAACUCGUGCUGCGGUUGAUGCUAUCAAGUUUACAGUUGAUACAUCUGCUCUCAACCAUGAGAAUGCUAAUAGGACAAACAGUGAUUGCAAUACCGAUUUGGCACAAGUGGUAUGCUCACUGAAGAAUAAAGAAGAGUGCAUGUCCUGUGGUAGUUGAAGUGCAACUAAAUGUGUAGUCAUAUAUCGGUAACAACCAACUGCAAGUUGGAAUUGAAGAGCUAUGGACCGUGCAACAGCAUUCUGUAAGUGUAUGCCUGAUCCAUCACGAAACUAACGCUUUCAGGGAUACUACCUUUGAGUUAUUAAUUGCUUUUGUACUUCAGGUUGUUAAUGAACUGGCUAGUACUGUGUUUUUGCCCAAGUGCAUGGCCGUUCAUUAGGGGCUCAACAUUAGAUAACUACAUGAAAAGUUUGUGUAAAGAUCACAUUCUUAUUUGUUGUCUUUUGUAUCAGAGGACAUGAACCAUCUUUUGAUGUCUCCUGUGUAAAAUGUCCUGCUUUAAUGUGUAUAGAUUGUAUGACAGGCUACAUUUGAAUCACUUCACUUUGCCCGUC